AUGGACGAAUUUAUUUACACAUUUAAACCAAUUGAUUCAUCGCGAAAAAUAACUAAGCGAACUAUCUUAUCUGAUAUUGCAAAAAUUUUCGACCCUAUCGGAAUUCUGGGUCCUAUAGUAUUAGCUGCAAAAACUAUCAUUCAAGAAUGUUGGAAAUUAAAGGUCCACUGGGACGAAGCGGUCCCACAAGAGUUACAUUUACACUGGUGUAAAUUUGCUGAACAAUUACCUCUGAUUAAAGAUUUUUCCAUUGAGCGUAAUAUUUUACUUCCUAAUCCGACUGACAUACAAUUGCACGGAUUUUGUGAUGCUAGUAAAGUGGGCUAUGGUGCUUGUAUUUAUAUAAGAUCAGUAAAUGAACGCGGAGACGUACUCGUAAAAUUAGUUUGUUCUAAAUCUCGAGUUGCUCCCAUCAAAGAUGUUACAAUUCCAAAAUUAGAAUUAUGCGGAGCAUUAUUACUUGCUAAAUUAUAUAAAGACACAAUUCCCUCCUUUGACUUUGAUAUUUCUAAAGUUACGUUUUGGUCUGAUUCAACUAUUGUACUUCAAUGGCUCAAACGGUCUCCUAACUCUCUAAAGGUCUUUGAAGCAAAUCGCGUAACAAAAAUUCAAACUCUUUGCAGUAAAGUCGAAUGGCGACAUGUUAGAACUAAAGACAAUCCGGCAGAUUGUUUAUCUAGAGGUCAACUUCCUUCUGAAUUCUUAAAUAACAAAAUGUGGUUAGAAGGUCCCACGUGGCUCUCACAGGACCCUCUUAAUUGGCCUAACUUGAAGCCUGCUGUUCCUUCCGAACUUCCGGGUACUCGAAAAAUUACCUGUUUAUUAGCGACUACUGAGAAUUUGUUUAAACGAUUUUCAUCAUAUUCUAAACUUAUAAAUUCCUUUUCUUAUUGUUUACGAAUGUUAAAAAAUAAUUUAUUCAAAUACAAAUCGUUAAGCGUAGAAGAAAAAUUAUUAACUGAAACAAAAAUCUUGACUCUGAUUCAAAACGAACAAUAUCAUUAUGAAAUCAAACAAAUUAAGGAAACCGGAGAGACUAAGAACUUACGAUUGCGAUGUCUCAAUCCAUUUAUUGAUUCAAACGAAUUACUAAGAGUAGGAGGUCGUUUGAAACAUGCUCCUAUAUCUUUUUCAAAGAAACAUCCUAUUUUAUUACCUUCACGUCAUUAUGUUACUGAUUUAAUUAUUAGAGAAACACAUGAAAAAUUAUACUAUUCAGGUAUACAGAGUACACUUUCAAAUCUUAGACACAAAUUUUGGCUGCUAGACGGUAAAAACCAGAUUCGUAAAAUUGUAAAAAAUUAUGUCACAUGCAUUCGACAUCAGCCUGUAGUACUGCAAGGUAAAAUGGCUAAUUUACCUAGCUCUCGAGUCACCGAAUCAGCGGCAUUCUCCCACGUAGGUGUAGACUACUUUGGACCGCUCUUUAUUAAAGAACGUAAAUUCAGAAACAGAACAAAAAUUAAAGUCUAUGGAUGCGUCUUUGUUUGCAUGGCUACUAAAGCUGUACAUUUAGAAAUUGCUAGCGAUUUAAUAACAGAAGGUUUUCUCGGGGCAUUUGGUCGAUUCAUUGGUCGACGAGGAGUUCCAACUCACGUCUAUUCGGACAAUGGUACUAAUUUUGUAGGCGCAAAUAAUCAAGUGAGAGAAUUGUAUAUGUUAUUUAAUUCAAAAUCCCAUCAAAAUUCCGUUAACGAAUAUGCUAUACGCAAAAACAUUAUCUGGACGUUCAAUCCUCCACUAUCUCCUCAUUUUGGUGGCAUUUGGGAAGCAGCUGUAAAAUCUUUCAAACACCACUUUAAACGAGUGGUAAAGGACCAACUUCUCACUUUCGACGAAUUGAAUUCUCUAACUAUUCAAAUAGAAUCUAUACUAAAUUCUCGUCCUCUCUGUUCUCUAUCUAGUGAUCCUAAUGAUCCUAUUGCCUUAACGCCUGCUCAUAUUUUAAUAGGACGUCCUCUCACAAUGCUGCCUGACAAUGAUUUUUCUGAUGUUCCAGAUAAUAGACUCAAUGUUUGGCAAUUCAUUGUCAAGGCUAGAUAA
This is a messenger RNA of Cotesia glomerata, 2043 nucleotides long. RefSeq lists its product as uncharacterized. Gene Ontology annotation, biological process: DNA integration. NCBI's taxonomy places the organism in Eukaryota, Metazoa, Arthropoda, Insecta, Hymenoptera, Braconidae. The record is from RefSeq and is a predicted model, not a curated record. Gene Ontology annotation, molecular function: nucleic acid binding. Bases 1 to 2043 code for a protein of 680 amino acids. The transcript has a single exon.